AUGGCCUCCAUGGGGGGUGGUUACCUCGAUCCUGAGCCCCUCAUUCGAACCAUAAGAGAUGGGGGCCUUCUGAACAAGACUCUCCAAAGCAUUUGUCAUGCUGAAGGACAAAGUAAGAAUGGUGUAAAGAGCGAGCUUCAGGCGCGCAUCAUUGAGAGGAUACGCCAAUACGCCGCGGCCAACGACGUCGCCAGGUUUGAGAACCUCAAAAACACCAUCUACAACCCUACGACUGUUUCGGCGAACGGCUCACCCUACCGUGGUAUGGCAGCGAGCUCAUCCUCUCCAGCACGUGGCACCCCAACCAUAGCCACUCCCGCUACGUAUUUCAACACCCCGGGUAGCCAUACCAACGGAUACAAUAUGGGGGGAGGUGCGAAUUUGUAUCGAGGUCAUGGACAUCAGAAGGAGCUGCGAUUUAAGCCCAGUCCAUUUUUCAGGUUCGAGCAACAGCUAGGUGCCACCACAGCAUGUGAUACAAUGCAACAUCAUCGGCAUACUGUCAAGAUAACCCUUAAAGUUCAGGACUAUCCAGUUCUAUCCAAAGUGCUUAAGGACCCAGCAUUGCGAGUGAUGGUAUUCUGUGCUAGUGAAGAAAAGGGUCUCCAAGAUACUGCCUUUCCGCAUCAGUCGGAAAUCAAAGUCAACGGAGGGGAGGUCAAGGCCAAUUUACGUGGCUUGAAGAACAAACCAGGCUCAACGAGGCCUGUGGACAUCACGAAAGAGCUUCGGCUUAAUCUUCCUGCGUACGGCAAUAGCGUUGAGAUGACAUACGCUCUAACAUCUAAGGCAGGUGGCGGUUCACGAAAAUUUUACCUCGCCAUCCACGUGGUUAGAAUUAUACCCGUUCCAGACCUCGUAGAAUCUCUGAAGAAUGGCAAGAAGAUAAAGGAAGAGGCAGUAUUAGAUGAUAUGAGGAGCAAGGCGAACGAUGCCGAUAUAGUGACAACCGCCUCGGUGCUUUCGCUCAAAUGCCCUUUAUCAACACUGAGGAUUGAUCUGCCAUGCCGAUCAAUAGCCUGCCGGCACAACCAGUGUUUCGAUGCAACAUCGUACCUGCAGCUACAGGAGCAAGGUCCCACUUGGCUAUGCCCGAUCUGCAACAAUUCAGCCCCAUUCGACAGUUUAGCCGUUGAUGAAUAUGUCCGCACCAUCUUAAAGAAUACCUCGAAGUCAGUAGAUCAAGUUACUAUUCAACCAGAUGGCAAGUGGGAACUACACUCCAGAAAGGAGCCUCUAUCACAUUCGAACGGGGUUGCGAGUGAUGACGAUGACGAUCUUGUUGAGGUCACAAAAACUGGUGAUAGCGUUAGCAUGGGCACACCUCUGACAUACAGACCACUAACCGGAGCACUGCCUCAACGAUCGGGGUCGAGCAGAGAUUCCAGCUCAGCCAGUGCAAAGCGUCCAAUUGCAGCGGUAAUUGACCUAACAUCAAGCGGCGACGAGGAUGAAGAGCCUGUGGCACGAACACCCAAGCGCCAACAAACAAGUGGCAAUGGUUAUGGCGCCCCAUCAACAAUCCCUGCAUUUAGACCCGCGCCCGCGCCCUCGAAUCCAAACAGCUAUGCGCAGCCGCGCAGCUGA
Venustampulla echinocandica is the source of this 1587-nucleotide messenger RNA. RefSeq lists its product as uncharacterized. The coding region runs from base 1 to 1587 and encodes 528 amino acids. Gene Ontology annotation, molecular function: zinc ion binding; SUMO ligase activity. Gene Ontology annotation, biological process: protein sumoylation. The transcript has 7 exons. NCBI's taxonomy places the organism in Eukaryota, Fungi, Ascomycota, Leotiomycetes, Helotiales, Pleuroascaceae. The record is from RefSeq and is a predicted model, not a curated record.